Molecule: messenger RNA, 1230 nt
Organism: Ruditapes philippinarum (Manila clam)
Lineage: Eukaryota; Metazoa; Mollusca; Bivalvia; Venerida; Veneridae
Exons: 3
Coding region: 288-1175 (295 amino acids)
Source: RefSeq, a predicted model, not a curated record
CCCGUCUACACCUAUCCAAGUCUUGGAUGCAAGUAUCAUAUUCUCUUGAAUUGGAUAGUGUAGACACCCUACUUGAAUGGUUUUUAACGAGAAAUUAUGUGACAUCCAUGAAGAUAAUUUCUUGCAAGAAAGUUAGAACACGUUCUAUUUUUCUACAAGUUUUGGCUGUCAAAAACACUGAUAACACCGAUUUGAAACAAAACAUGUGCCCGAAGAUGAGAAAAUUUUUACUUUUUUUCUGACUUUUCUUGUUGAUUCAGUGUGAAUGACCUGUGAAUUUUCAGUAAAUGUUUACAAUGUCGUUCUCAAAGGAACAAAUCGAUACAUUGAUUGAUUUAUAUCAGGAAAGGCCAUUUCUAUAUAAUAACAGUUUGAAAGAUUAUCACAACAAACAAAAGCGGGAAAUUGGAAUAAAUGACAUUGCAACUGUUUUAGAAAUUUCAGCUGAGGAAGUGAAGAAGAAAAUUACCAGCCUUCGAACACAGUACAGUGCUGAGCAUCAGAAAGUGCUAUCCUCAGCAAAAAGUGGAGCAGGGACGAACAAUGUGUACACCCCAAAAUGGUCAUUCUACAACAGGCUUCACUUCCUUGCAGAUCACAUAACUCCACGACGAUCACUUUCUAAUUUAUCGAAUGAAAAACUGACAGAAGAUGAUGAUCAAACUGGCCAGAUGGCUGGAACAAUUGCUGGCACUUCAACCGGUAAGAAAAGGUCAAUAAGGGAACAAGAGGAUAUCGUUCUUAAAGAGGCAAGUGAAAGUCUAAAAGCACUGAGAGAAAGCCAAACCUCUCGGGGAGAUGAGCAUGAUUUGGUUGGAAGAUAUCUAGCUGAUCAGUUAAGGUUACUGAAAAAUGCAGACACUGCGAGGAGUGCACAUAUUACACUGAUGAAUGUUGUACAUGAGCUGAUACGCGCAGAAAAUCAAACACAGUCUACAUUUCAAGUUCCACCACUAAAUACCAUGCAAACACCUGUAUCUCAAUACAGAUCCGGAUUUCUGAGAUAUCACUCAAGAUCACAGCCUUCGUCACCAAGCCCACUAACCGAGGCCUUGACACCAAUAAGACCACUGCAUCCGUUUUACAAACAUCCUACAUGUAGUACAAGCCAGGCUGAUCUACAGUCCAGGUCACAAUCUCCGUUCUUGCACGAGUCUGUUAGUCAAGACCAAUAAGGAUGACCUGUUUAUCUUUGCAAAAAAAGGACACUCUGGUUCUACUAUGUUGUAG